UCUUUAUGGUCCAGCUCUCACUUCCAUACAUCACUACUGGGAAAACCAUGGCUUUAACUAUACCAGCAACAAAGUAUUGUAUAAUAAAUCAAAUCCACCCGCCCCCCAAAGCUGCAAGGCCUGCAGGCAGGGGCAGCAUUUAUUUCAAUUUUGUGAUCGCAGUGGGGAAACGGUCCUCCCAUUCACCGAACCACUUCUUAUAGCCGUUUCGCUUUUUAACCUGAAGUGUCCCUGAAAUGUUAAAAAUACCCAUCUGUGCAGUGUGUGCACGGUGCUCUUUUCCCUUUUGGCUCCUGCUUUGAGAGAGAUGCAGGCAAAGAGAGGUGGUCCAGCUGUUUAUCCUCCUUAGGGUUAAAAUUAAGUGAACUAGAUUCCCAGAGAGGAAGGGAAUUUGGGGGAGAGAAGAAGUGGGCGAGGUCCUCCAGAGCAAAAAGCACCUCCUUCCAAAGUCACUUCCUGCCUCGAUUCUCCUUUGAAGGGGCGUGGGUCUGUGGAAGUGGCCUUUGUUUCCCCAAUUGAUGCAACCCUGGCUCUUCCUGAAAUCUGGACUUGGUAGCGCUCCCAUUUAGGACAGAGAGAAAUUGGCAGAAGCCAAAAGAAGUCUCUCCGGAACUGUUAGAAGCUUCUGUGAAAGAAAUAUGGAUAAGGAAGGCUCAGUUGCCGCUGAAGCAGGAAGAGGACAUGAUCCCAUCAAGACUGGGAGCAGUGGGGGAUUCUGGGAAGAAACAGUGCAGAAGAUGCUGUGUAAAGAGGACAAGCUCAACUCAGAUGUACAAUGCCAGCGUUUCAGGCAUUUCUGCUACCAGGAGGCUGCAGGGCCUCGAGAGGUUUGCAGCCGACUCCACCGUUUUUGCCAUCAGUGGCUCAAGCCAGAGCAGCACACGAAAAAUCAGAUGCUUGACCUGGUCAUCCUGGAGCAGUUCCUGGCUGUUCUUCCACCAGAGAUGGAGAGCUGGGUGAAGGAGUGUGGAGCAGAGACCAGUUCCCAGGCGGUGGCCCUGGCUGAAGGUUUCCUCCUGAGCCUCGCAGAGGACAAGAAGCAGGAAGAGCAGCAGGUUAAGGAUCUGCUUAGAGAAGUAAGCGCUCGUCUUCCUGAGGCAGAGAGGUCUCCACUGAAUAGCAGACAGAGGCCACCGGGUGACCAAACAAUGCCAGUAAAACCUCAACAACCACUCCAUAUUCACAGUGGAAGGGAAGCAGCUUCUUUGACGCUGGAUCAGGGUCCUGUGACCUUUGAAGAUGUGGCUGUGUAUUUCACGGACGAAGAGUGGGCGCUGCUAGAUUCCAACCAGAGAGCUCUGCAUAACAAGGUCAUGGAGGAGAACUGUGGGAUCAUGACCUCUCUCAAAGGUGAUGAACUGGAAAUGAAGAAUAAGGAAGACUACAACAAACUCCUCACAGUGAAGAAGCCAUGUAAAUAUCUAGAGAGUGGAGGGAGCUUUGGCCAGAGUCUCCAUCUUCACAGAGGGGAGAAACCAUAUAAGUGUUUGGAAUGUGGAAGGAGUUUCACUUGGAAGAAAAGCCUCACCUCUCAUCAAAGAAUUCAUGCGGGGGAGAAGCCACAUCAGUGCUUGGAAUGUGGAAAGAAGUUUUAUACAAGCACAAGCUUUCAUCGUCACAGAAGAAUUCACAGUGGGGAGAAACCAUUUCAGUGUUUGGAGUGUGGAAAGAGCUUUAACAGAAGCACAAACUUCUAUCGUCACCGCGUUAUUCACAGUGGGGAGAAACCAUUUCAGUGUUUGGAGUGUGGAAAGAGCUUUGUUCGGAAGAGCGAUAUCACUUCCCAUCAAAGAAUUCACACCGGGGAGAAACCAUAUAAAUGUUCGGAAUGUGGAAAGAGCUUUAUUCAGAACUCCCAGCUCACUUCCCAUUUAAGAAUUCAUACAGGGGAGAAACCAUAUCAAUGUCUAGAAUGUGGAAAGAGCUUCAACAAAAGCACAAACUUCCAUUCUCAUCAAAAAAUCCACAGCGGGGAGAAGCCCUAUCAGUGCUUGGAAUGUGGAAACACAUUCCGCCAGAAGAAAAAUCUCACUUCCCAUCAAAGAAUUCACAGUGGGGACAAACCAUAUCACUGCCUGGAAUGUGGAAAGAGUUUCCGUCACAGCAUUGGCCUUACUAUACAUCAGAGAAGCCACACAGGAGAGAAACCAUAUAAAUGCUUGGAAUGUGGAAAGAGCUUCUGCAAUAGCUUAAGCUUUAUUAUACAUCAGAGAAGCCACACAGGAGAGAAACCAUAUAAAUGCUUGGAAUGUGAAAAGAGCUUCAGUCAAAGCUCCAAACUCACUUCCCAUCAAAGAAUUCACACAGGGGAGAAACCAUAUAAGUGCUUGGAAUGUGGGAAGAGCUUCCAUCAGAAGUCAAAUCUUACUUCCCAUCAAAGGAUUCAUACUGGGGAGAAACCAUAUAAAUGCUUAGAAUGUGGGAAAGGCUUAAGCUGCAAGAAAAGCCUCACUUCCCAUCAAAGAAUCCAUGUACAAGAGGAAUCAUAAAAGUACUUGCCUUCAAGUUUUUAAUAUGCAGUUGGAUGCAGACUGUGUUGUUGGAAAAAGUUUUGUACAAUUGGAAAGCUGACAAUAUGCUGUUUAAAAAAUAGGGGAGGGGGAUUAGAGACAAUAGACAUUUGUGUUUAUUAAGCACUUAAAUGACAGGCAACAUCAGGGACAACAUGUUCACAAAUUAUGUAAGUGUUGAAACAAAUCACCCAAGACAUGUUGCUAUUUUCUCCAGAUUGGCCAAGUUAUUAAUUUUAUCUCAUGUGUGCCCUCCCUCUCAGUCAUUACUGAAUGUGGAUGUAUCUAUUGUAACACAAGUAUAUGUUGUAAAACAUAUUCUGAUUAUAUUUACUGUUAUUUACACUAUGGAGGUAAUGGAGGCUUGAAUCUUCAUAACAUGGCUACUCAAAAACUGCAGUCGUUGAACCUAAUAAGGAACUAUAAAGCAGCAUUUUUAGGUCACAAGGAUCAAAUUGCAGUGGAACUGCAAGAAAACGUCCUAGAAGAUUUCCCAACAUGUUUAAUAUUAUCUAUUAUUGUUUUUCUGCAGUUCAACUUUUUGAAGCUGGGGUGUGUGUUAUACUGAGAAGUGCUUUAUAUUCUGGCAAAUGUGGUGAUUAGUGCAUUGAUUAUAUUCCGUGUUACUGUAUUGUAUUGGUAUUUUAAUUUUGUACCAGUAUUGUAGUAGUACAGAAACAUGGCCUCAACAAAGUUCUUCAUCAGUGGAAA
This is a messenger RNA of Podarcis muralis (Common wall lizard), 3221 nucleotides long. The record is from RefSeq and is a predicted model, not a curated record. Lineage: Eukaryota; Metazoa; Chordata; Lepidosauria; Squamata; Lacertidae.